AUGGCAGUUGUGCCUCACAUUUGGAGCUUUUUGAAGUAUGACCCAGACACGCUCUAUGCGACAUUCGGUCAAGAAGCUCCAGUCUUGAUGCCCGUUGAGCAGCCCGGGAAGCUUGCCCCAAGCAGAUUCUCAGCAACCGAUGAGAGGAGCAAGUACGUGUUUGACAUAUUCACAGGCGUCAUGACAUAUGACUCCUAUCAGCUUUUCCAACUUGAUGUGAAGACCGGGGCCCUUAAGCUGGAUCCGGCAGAAGAGCUGGCAGAGCUGGAAAUUGGUCCAACUCGGGCAUCGCUUACAGCGCAGUUCGUCAUUUAUGCUCUUUACGAGUGGCCUCCACUGCAGACUGGCCCUGUCCUCUCCUACACAAUCUCCAUCGAAGCUCGUGACACCAACUGUUGGAUACGACAAACCCACAGGUUUAAACAAGAGGAAUUGGUCGAGUCAGGUGGUACGGAAAUCCGGUGCCGACGCCUUUGUGCAAGGGAUUUCUUUUGCACUCACUACCGGCACACCUCAUCGCUUGAUUGCAUUAAAUACUCCCAGCUGUGUGCUCUUUCAGAGACUACUUGCUUGGAUGCGGUCGAAGUCUAUACCAAGUACUCCGGCUGCGCAGAGCGGACGAGCUGCUUGGAGAUGAAGAUCACCAAUGCUGCCUUUCUCUCGGGAGAGUUCUGCCCCGCUGGUGAGAGUUCAGAUGGUGAGAAUGGCCAGGUCUUCUUGAAGGAAGGGCGCACGCAGCAGGAUUCCUUCUGGCUCGUUUUCGGUGAGGAAGACAACGCGUCGGAUCCGCAAAAUGAUUACUUGAACGACACGUCUUCUUACGUCGAGCUCUACGGAGCAGGAGCCGCGUGCUUGAAACCGAUGGUAGAUGAGAACAGCUGGAACCUUGUCACAGACGCCUUUGACAACUCCCCUUUGGACAUCCGUGUCGCAACAACAUCCAAUGAGCUGCAGGGUCAGGCAUCAGUGCUCAUUCCAUCCUGCGGUCCACCGAAUGUGACGCAAUCUGAGACUGUCGAGGGGAAACUGGAGGAAUCAGAGGUGGUGUCGGCAUUGAUCCUGGAUGACCCGGGAACUCCUGUAGUGGAUGAUUAUUGGCUACAUCCUUGUCAGUGUAUUCCACCAGCAUGGGGCCAAGAGGAACCUGUCACAGCAGAAGCUUUGGAGGAUGUGCCGGCUGGAAGUCUUGGUGCAGGUUUUCUGCCGAGGCCCUACGAG
This is a messenger RNA of Symbiodinium necroappetens, 1218 nucleotides long. Lineage: Eukaryota; Dinophyceae; Suessiales; Symbiodiniaceae. The record is from the annotation of a GenBank genome assembly.